GGAACAGGCAAACAGCAAGCUCUGUCUGUCAGCGCUACAAAUCAGACAGAGCCAUCGCUUGUUCAUGAUUUGUGGUGGUCGUUGGCAGUUCAGGUCAUCCACUACUCCUGCGCGCGAUGAUCUACAAGCGUAGGAGCACUCUAUCCUCCACUUCGGAUAGUGGGAUUGGUUCAGACAAAGCAACGGGCGGAGAGAACAGCACGGGAAUGGAGCCAACUUCUGCAAGGGCAGCUUCCGCAGGAGUUCUAACCGCCGCCGCCGGCGGCACCAGCAAGGCUCCGCGGUUUGGCUACCCGGCGGGGGAAGUUAGCGAAGGCUUCGGCAGCAGCGGGCGGUUUCUUCGAAGAGACGCGAAUGGGGAAUCGAUCGCGUCUCCUUCGGCUGUGGACCGGAAGAAGCGAAGAGGAUCGCAUACGACGGCGAUAUCGACGAUAUAUUCUCGGUGGUUUCGGGCGAUCUGUUUAUCAGGCGGCGGCUUUCUGAUGAUGAUGACCGUUGCGAGGCGGGGGGGAUUCUCCUGGCCUGGAAGGAGAGGGGUCCAGGGCGCCGUCUCUAUCGCGGAUGCCCUCUCGAUCGGGGAUACGGAUGAGGUCGACCCGGACCUCCAAGAUCGUCGGUUACGGACGACAGUGAAAUACCUCGCAUUCCAGGCGGCGCCUCACACAGUCACGGACCUUUUGGAGCUCAAAUCAGACUUCUUGCUGGAGGAAGGCAAAGGCCAACUCGCAGACGUGACGGCGAUACUUAUUGCUUCUCCUUCGCUGGAGGCGCAAUUGGAGGCGUUGUUGGUCAGUGCCGUCCAGCCCUGUCAGGUGUGGGUGGCGAUGCCCGCGUUGGAGACAGCAGAAAACCUCGCGGUGACGAGCACCUAUCAGAAGAGCACCCGGUUCGGGAAACGCCUCCAUCUCGUGAAAUCCGACCUAUUCUCCGACGGCCCCCCCGCAAAGGUCGGGGAAGGAGGGGGCGGGCGUGGCGGCGGGGGAGAUGGAAGUUUUUUCGACGUGAAGACCGGGAUGUUUCAGCUGUCGAUGCAAGCCGAUACCACGUUCAUCUGGUUGAUGGAACCUGACGUGGUGCCUGGCUCGAGGUUCCUGUACCUUCUCAUGCACGUCUCCAUGGUUAAGGACAUGGCGGGAGUGUACAGCAGCGAGGGAGGCGUGAUGCCCGCCGCGCAAAGGCAACAUCGGAGCGAUACAAGCGCGUCCUUCGACGGAGGGGCGACGACCCCGUUCGCCCUGUGGGAUACCCCCACCUCCUCCGCACGGCAUCAAGAACAAGAACAUCGACACCUGUCCGAUGCCGCCGACGCGGUUCCUUCGGGAGAUGAAGCAGCAGCGGGGGCCCCGCGGAUACCAGUCGACGGCGACGAGGGCGGGGGGGUGGCCUUGGGUUUAGGGGGAGCGGCGGGGUUGGGCACGGCUGUGUCGGUUUUGUCUCCCGCGGACGUGCUGUUUUCGCAGUGGUUCCUUCACAAGGACCUCGUAAGGCUCCUCUUCCGAGAGAAGUGGGCGGGGGUGGCGUCCGGGAACGGGGGCAAGGGCGGGCCCGCGGCGCUCGCCCUCUCGUACAGCCUGAGGCGGUACGCCGGCGUCCCAAGCUACGUGCUACCCUCUGACCCUGCCCUCCCCGAGUACAGCGGGAACAUGUCAGCCGGGCUGCCCCCCGGCAAGCUUGACGUCCAGGGUAUCAGCAAAGCAGCAGAAGCAGCCGCAAUAGCAGCGGGCUUCGCUCGCCGAAAGAAAAUGUUCCGACGGCGGGCCAGACUCGGCGCUGUUGUUGCCUCUGCCCCCGAUCAAUCGAGGCGAAGACUAGGCAGCCUCGCGUCGCCAUCGGACCGAAACUCGAGAUCGUUACAGGCGGCCAGCGGCGGCCGCGGCGAUGCUUCCGCUAGGGAAGACACCGACAGUUCGCCCUCCUCGCUUGUGCGGCGGCUGGACGAACCGCAGCUGCGGGCGCAGUUCCGAGACCUCUCGGCGAGGGGGGGUCAGUUCUUCCGAACCGCCGACCACUCCCCCGAGAACCUGGUGCUCAUCGUGGUGGACGGCCGGGACCAGGCGGAGUUGCUUGGGCCUCUCUACCGGGAGAUCGUGGAGGGGGGCGGGGCUGCCGCUUCGGGAGGUGCGGAGGUGUUUGUCGUUUUGAUAACGCAUGGCCCCGACAAUGUCGAAGAUGAGACAUCCUCACAGCAACAGCAGCAGGAGGCUCUUCGAGCCCCCCCUGUGCCGGCGACAGCUCGCCGCGACUGCAGAGAGGUAGCCGAGGCAUUAGGUGUGUCCCCGCCGAAGGCAGCAGCAGGCCGCGGCGGCAGCAACGACAACGCCGGUCGAAGCAAGACGGGCGGGGGUAACAGUGACCUGAACCACCCAAUACAGCGACCCAGGGGGCUCGGCGAAGUGUGGGACAAGCUUGCCAGGUGGCUGGGUGGCAAGGCGCAAGGGUCGGACGAGAUGAAAAGCCACCACUUCCUGACCCCCGAGGAGUUCUGCCUCGGACACGCCUUCGGGGUUUUCCACGUGCGGGUAGGACAAGACUACAGGCAGGCGGCAGGAAGACCACUCGACCCGUUCUUGGAAGUCUACCACGGGCUUUCGGAGGUGCUCCAGCUGACUGCGCCCAAAAUCGUCGCCUACAUCGACGCGCCCCAUGAGCAUGAAGUACCUCCAAGCGGCGAGAAGCAGAAGAAGGGCAGACCCACCGCGCUGGACGCGAUGUUAGCGGCUCCGUCGGACUUUGCUCCGGAGGAGACGGUGGUGAGGGCCGUGGAGGCGGCGGUGAGGAGCGCAGGGGGGGCAGGGUCUACCCCCCGUCCGAUCGGGAUGCCGUUGCCGGGCGGUGCCGCCGCUGGAGCGGAGGCCGCGAAGGUGCUAGCGUAUCUCCCCGGGGGGUCCCUGGAGCGAUGGAAGAAGCCGGUCAUCACCCUCGUUCUUGUUCAUUCCAUCCGAGAGCCCCCCACCAUGCUGUCGCGGUCUCUCCGGGCGCUCUCUGAGGCCUACUACGUGGGGGACAGCGUGGAGUUGCGGCUAGUGCUAGACCCCAGGGCUGUGGGGGACCCCAUGAUCGACCAGAUUGUGAGGGAGUUCGAAUGGAAGUGCGGAAACUUGGACGUGACCUACUCCUCGGAAACUUUCGGCACCAUCAACGAAGGCGGCGGCGGCGGGGACUCCGAGCUUCCCGCCGGACUCGCUGCUCUAGAGGCGUUUGGCGACCCCGGGAAACACAGCCACAUCAUCCCCAUGUUCUCCGGAGCCCGUCCGGACCCCAACUUCUAUGCCUGGCUCAAGGUCGCCCUCAUGAACGAAGGCUACGCCCCCCGUCCGGUCCCGGGCCUGCCGCUGGAGUCCUGGCCUCUCCAGCGCUCCCUGGGGCUUGGCGACAAUGAAAACAAUCCUCCUCUGGGGAAAGGAGACCUCAUGCGAAGCAGAACUCCCGCCGACGUCAUGCAAAUGUGGGGAAAAUUCCUAGCGCUGUCCGUGGACGUCCCGCAGGGCCCGUGCCUGGGCGACGAUCCUGGGGCCCCCGCGGGUUGCUCGCGGAUGUGGAUGUACGGGAGCGAGGCCUGGGGCGCGCUUAGGGAGCGCUGUCGGGCUGGCUUAGCUGUCGCUGGUGCUGGGGGGGCGGGGGGGGAGCGGGGACGGCCAGGGAAGUUGGAGCCGCUAGAGGUAGCGUGUGCGGUGGGGGACGUGGCGAAAAGGGGGGACGACUGGGGGCUGGAGGCUGUGCACGUUUGUGGGGCAGGGCCGCGGGGAGAUGAGGAGUGGCAGCGUGCGCGUGUUUGGGAGGUGUACCCUCCCCAGGGAGGGGGUUAGCACACGCGUGGUUGAGGGCCUCCGCUUUGUCUUUGUUGUCGCUUGUUAUUGCGUGAAGUUGUGAGAGAAGCUUUGUCGUUGAAUCAGAUUAUGGUCUGUGAGUUUUGCAGUACAUGUAGCCCGUGGAUGGGUGGCGGGAGGAUGUGCCUACGUUGUCUCUGCAAGAAGCGACUGGUCAGGACAAGUGAUACGUGGUACACACCGUAUAUUUCCCGCCGCUGACAGCAAGCAGCACGUUUGACAACACGCAUUUCACAACACAGCGAAAGUGUCCCGCACGGGGCGUUUUUCCACGUCUGAGAUGAUGGCGUCACGCGAUUUGCUCUCGUCUCGGUUUUGGCUGUUUUUUAUAUGUGCUUGCCCUGGUUGAUCCUCGCCUGUGGUCUUACAGAAAACCUGAUACCAACAACUACCGGCAUCUCGGCUCGUUCCGCCGGUUACCAGCCAGUAGCGAUGGAGAGGGAGAGGGAAAACGGCUACACACACCAGUGAGUGGUAUGCGUGCUGUCCCUCCUCGGUGUAGUGUUGGUUUGAUUGCGGUGGCACGGCUGGGUGUAAAGUAGUGCACUGCGGAUUCUCUGUUGAGUAGAGAGACGGGCAGGUCGGUACAGGCGGAGGCGAUGCAAGUGCCCCCCCGCACGAAUUCGUUGCUCAGUGGGGACAUUGCAUGGUUCCGUUUGCGCAUUGGCGCACUCUUGUGGGGGGAGCAUAUAUUAUUCGUGCUUGGUUGAUUUCGUCUCUGUUACGGUAGGAGGUUGCGUUCGCUUCCCAUGUUGUAGUAUUGGAUUUAGUUUGUUUUCGGUUUCGGCUUUCAAAGGACCUCUAAUGUGUAUUUCUUGUGUGUAACUUGGUGGACAUGUGGGGGUGUAAACGCAUCGCGUUGGACGUGAGUAAAAUGUCGCGACCACAGCAAUAAUGAAUCGAUGUGGGGGCUCGACUCGAUGUUGUUUUCACCCCUGUCAAGUUCCUUUUCUGACACGGGGGGAUGCUUUUGACUCGAAUCGUGUGUGCUGUAACGCGUUCACUACUGCUACAGCAGCUGUGUGUCUUGUGGUGCGUUGCAGGUGCUGGGGUACUCACUCUGCUACGCUUGUAGAUGCGCGGCGCCCCUCUUGCUGUACAUUGCUGGAGUGCAUGCUUGGGGUCGAUAUUCGUGGUGUUUGUCCCGUGUUUUUUGCUCAGGCCAUAUGCAAGAAAAGGGUACAGUAGCCAUAUGCAGAAAAGGGUACAAUAGUCUCAGCUAUUCUUGGGAGUAUGUUUGUGUGUUGCUUGUUGCACCACCGCGGAAGAGCCUGGUACGCUUUGGCCAUACAGCGGAGGUUCGUUGUUCGCUGUCCAAUCUCGUCGAGCUCUGUCGCUCUUGUUCGGAGUUGUCGAAAGGAGGAUGUAUCACCAGAGUUACUCCCCUUCCAUCCCCUCGUCUGUCAGGCUACGUUGGCCUUGUAUUGUAUCUCGUGAGUUAGGAUAUUAGAGCAUUCUUGAGAGAUUUUUGUCUUGUGGCUCGGAGUCCGUCGUACUUUCCAUUUACCUUUUGUCGUAUGAUACCAUGGUAUGUUUAUUCCACACCGUGUCGUGGCCAAGUAUGCAUGUAUUGUGUAUGUGUGUGAUGCUGCUGUCUUCAAUUGAUGAAGUUCAUGCUACGGGAUUCGAAAACGACGCUGUGUAGAUGCGGUCAGUUCCUUACAGCCAACACAAUGAGCGUCCCGUGUUCUUGAUUCCAUAGAGAAUGGCCUGACCAGCCGCAAGUGCCCAACUCGGGUCGAUAAUCAAUCAAUCCGCUCGUAGGGUAUGGACAGUUGC
This is a messenger RNA of Ectocarpus sp. CCAP 1310/34, 5606 nucleotides long. The record is from the annotation of a GenBank genome assembly. NCBI's taxonomy places the organism in Eukaryota, Phaeophyceae, Ectocarpales, Ectocarpaceae.